AUGCCCCUUGGUUUUCGCAAACCUCUCGCUUCUCUUAUAAUAGCUCUUUCAUUCAGCACAAGUUUCGUCCCGGUUUUGGUAGCCGCCGCCGCCGCAGCAGCACCACGCACCUCACGCCCCCACCAGGUGGAAGAGAGGGAUAACAACAACCCCCUCAACAUCAACUGGAGUCCUGCCCCCCCGCCAGACGAAGGCCCCCCCGGAGCAAGAUACGCCCUCCGUGAUCCAGCAUACCUACCUGCCCAGAUCGGUGGAAUCGUCGGCUCUUACGCUCUCUCCCUGGUGCUGGUCGCCAUCAUCCUACUGAGCUUAUCCAAAAAGCGGCGCGAGCACCUUCGAGCAGGAGAGGACUUCGGUGCCUGGGAGGAGUCUCAUCUCACAUUUGACAACGCCGAGCCAUUCUCUGCUUUCAAAUCACAGGACGAUUUCCAGUUCCGAGCACAGGACUGUCCUCCACAGCAGAGCUUCCAGGAAUUGCCGAGAAUCCACACACAGGACCACGUCCAGGGACACGUCCGCAACUUCUCUCUUCCUUCGCCCACCUCGGCAAGGUUUUCGACCGGCACACGGGAGCAGACGCCUUAUAUCCUUCCAUCGCCAGACGGCAGUCUCCGCGGACGACCAGGAGUGGACCCAAACGUUGACCAGUCCAUUGUCAUACACGACAGAGCCAUGGCGCAGGCACAGCUGGAAGAUAUGUACAAGUAUGUGAUGGAGCAGGAGGCCGCCAAGGAGGCGGGGGUCGUGUUCAGAGGGCCCACGUUUCCCAACGCAGGGCAGCAGCAGCAGCAGCUGGAGCAAAAUGCCUCAUCACAGGGCAUACUUCAGAAGAAGGGAAGAAACAAACCCGCAAACCUCAACCUGAGUGCCGACGCCAAGUCGGAAAAGACGCAGUCCCGGACAUCCUCAAUCCUGUCCGCGCUCAAGUCCCCACUGGGCAAGAAGAAGGAGAAAGUGCAUGCGAUUAGCAUUUCCUCGCCAAUUAUGACACCAAUGACCGGCACAUUCCCACCUCAGUACGUCGGCGAGGAGAUGAACGCCAUCCCGCCGCGACACUACGCGCCUGCUGCGCCGCCACCCGUCCCUACGGGUAAUCCUACCUUCAGCCAGCGGCGAAAUGUGCAGAUGGCCCCCCUUACGCCGCCGGACGACAUGUCGCCCGAGAGCACGCAGAGCAUCGACGAGCGGCUCCGCGCCAUGGCAGGCAAAGGCAAGGACAGGGACGUCCCCGGGGAAUCCAACGAGGACGAGGAAGAGGAAGAGCGACAGAGACAGGACCACUAUUACCACUCGCGUCAACAGUCGUCCGCGACGAUGGAGAUGGACCCCAUCUCUGCCACGUCGGAGACGUCGACAACGCCUCUGGUCAGGGGCGAGCGACUCCGCGACAGUCGGGCGUCGGGCCUACCCUCGAGCCCCAAGCCGGGGGUCAACCGCUUCCCCAGCCUGAACUCGCUGCCGUCGUCCCCAAAGCCCGGCGCGACCUUCUCGCGGCCCAACGCGCCGUCAGCGGUGCGCACGGGCGGUGCGCUGCCCCUGCGAGCUUAUGAGCCUGCGCUCAUGUCGCCCAACACGUACGACCGCACGGUCAAGCAGACCGUGUUCGAGAGGGCCGGCCCGCUGUCGCCGGGGCUGGGCACCGCACGGACGCCCCAUACCGGCGCGCCGGUCCCGUACUCGCCGUACCAGCCCUUCUCGCCCGUGGUGCCCAUCACGCCCAGCCUCGUGACCAAGGCCGACAGGAAGAGGAUGAGGAGGAUGGAGCCCAAGACGCCAACGAUGGAGAUGGUCCAGAGCAGCGACGACAUCUGGUGA
Messenger RNA from Diaporthe batatas, 1815 nucleotides. RefSeq lists its product as uncharacterized. The record is from RefSeq and is a predicted model, not a curated record. The transcript has a single exon. NCBI's taxonomy places the organism in Eukaryota, Fungi, Ascomycota, Sordariomycetes, Diaporthales, Diaporthaceae. The coding region runs from base 1 to 1815 and encodes 604 amino acids.